AUUAGGAUUCCUUUGUGUAAGUUGAGAGGAAAGGCUUUCUCGGUCCAGUUCUGCCCUCGGAAUUUUUCAAGCCAUGCCAUCGUCCCUUUCUCGUAUAGCCGCGUUGACGCUGGCUGGCCUGUCCUGCUUGACUUCCCCCGUCGCUGCUGCGGCCUUUGAGCGGUUGGCGACAAUUCCAGAGGGCUGGAAAUACAAUGGCGUCCCUGCCGGAAAUCAACCGAUUCGUCUCCGGAUCGCGCUGCACCAGCACAAUGCGGCAGGGUUUGAGCGGGCUCUCUUAGAUAUGUCAACGCCAGGACACCCCGACUACGGAAAACACUAUGGGUCUUACGAUGAGAUGAAGCGCAUGCUGCUCCCAACCGGCCAAUCGGUCACCACAGUCACGGACUGGUUGACAUCGGCGGGAAUCACCGAAUUCGAGGAAGACGCCGACUGGAUCAACUUCCGUACGACGGUUGAUGUCGCUAACAAGCUGCUGGAUGCCGAUUUCUUAUGGUACACCCACGGCGAGCAGCCCGCUCGCGUCCUGCGCACGCUCGAAUACUCUGUUCCGGAUGAUGUGGCCUCGCACAUCAACAUGAUCCAGCCGACUACGCGCUUUGGCCAGAUCCGUGCCAACCGGGCAACGUUGCGAUACAUGCCGGGAAAGGUGGAUGAGCGUCGCUUGAUGUCCGCCGUGCGCAACGGUUCUACAGACCAUUGCGACGACGUGGUCACCCCGCAAUGUCUCCAUAAGCUCUACCGCACGGAGGGUUACCAGGCCGUCGCUGCCCGCGGCAGCAAGAUCGGAUUCGCCAGUUACUUGGAGGAAUAUGCCCGGUAUGCUGACCUGGCAGCGUUCGAGGCCCACUACGCGCCCCACGCCAUCGGUCAGAAUUUCACUGUCGUCCAGUUCCACGGUGGGCUCAACCAGCAGAACGCCACCAGCGAUAGUGGCGAGGCCAAUCUGGACCUGCAGUACAUCAUCGGGGUCAGCGCGCCGCUGCCCGUGACCGAGUACAGCACUGGUGGCCGCGGCAAGCUGGUUCCCGACUUGAGCGAGCCCGAUCCAAGUGAUAACGAGAACGAGCCGUACCUGGAAUUCCUGGAUGCCAUCUUGAAGUUGCCGCAGGAGGAGCUUCCUCAAGUGAUCUCCACUUCCUACGGAGAAGACGAGCAGACCAUCCCUGAGCAAUAUGCCCGUUCCGUGUGCAACAUGUACGGCCAGCUCGGCAGCCGUGGAGUGUCCGUGCUCUUUUCCUCGGGCGAUUCUGGAGUCGGAGCCGCCUGCCAGACCAACGACGCAGCAAAACGUACCCACUUCCCCCCGCAGUUUCCCGCCUCGUGUCCCUGGGUGACUUCCGUCGGUGGCACCAACGGCACGCAACCCGAGGCGGGCGUGUAUUUCUCUUCCGGUGGUUUCUCCGACCUGUGGGCUCGUCCCUCGUAUCAGGACUCUGCCGUGGCAGCCUACCUGGAUAUCCUCGGCGAUACCUGGUCCGACUACUUCAACCGGAGCGGCCGUGCCUUUCCCGAUGUCGCCGCGCAGAGCACCAACUUUGCAGUCGUUGACCAGGGCUCUGUUGGAUUGUUCGCCGGCACCUCGUGCGCAUGCCCUGUCUUCAGUGCUGUCGUGGCCCUGCUGAAUGACGCCCGCCUGCAAGCCGGUCUGCCGGUGAUGGGGUUCUUGAACCCAUGGUUGUACAAGACGGGUGCUGCCGGGUUGAACGAUAUUGUGCACGGGGGAAGCAAGGGCUGCGACGGCCAGAAUCGUUUCGGAGGCACUCCUAACGGAAGUCCCGUUAUCCCGUACGCCAGCUGGAACGCGACCCAGGGCUGGGAUCCGGUUACCGGACUGGGGACCCCGGAUUUCGUGAAAUUAAAGACGCUGGCAUUGCGGAGGUAGAUAGUUUCCCCGGUUUCUUUUACGGCUGUGGUAUUUGUUUGGAUUGGAUGUUUCACUGCGGUGCCUCGUUCUUUGCGUUGAUAGAAUAGUAUGUAGUUUAUUUCCAGUAUAAUAGAAUUUCAACUUUAUUCAUCG
Aspergillus ochraceoroseus IBT 24754 is the source of this 2020-nucleotide messenger RNA. Its product is annotated as S53 family peptidase. Gene Ontology annotation, molecular function: serine-type endopeptidase activity; tripeptidyl-peptidase activity. The coding region runs from base 74 to 1885 and encodes 603 amino acids. The record is from RefSeq and is a predicted model, not a curated record. Gene Ontology annotation, biological process: proteolysis. Lineage: Eukaryota; Fungi; Ascomycota; Eurotiomycetes; Eurotiales; Aspergillaceae. The transcript has 3 exons.